AUGGCGCCGGGCCUCGUGGAUUUAUCUGCCCCAGCUGUCGGCGCAAAGAAAAUCUCCAAUUUGAUCCAGCUAACGCAGGAUUACCACGAUACGAUUCGCUUCUAUCUGAAUGGAACCAAGGUAUUGCUCGACGACGUCGAUCCGGAGCUGACUCUGCUGGAAUACCUCCGUGGAAUUGGCUUGACCGGCACAAAGUUGGGCUGUGCUGAGGGUGGUUGUGGUGCUUGCACCGUGGUGGUCUCACACAUCAAUCCAACCACAAAGAAGCUCUACCAUGCUUCUGUUAAUGCCUGCCUCGCGCCUGUUGUCAGUGUUGACGGGAAACAUGUCAUCACCGUUGAAGGGAUUGGCGAUGUGAAGAAUCCGCAUCCAGCUCAGCAAAGACUCGCUGUCGGGAAUGGAAGCCAGUGCGGUUUCUGUACCCCGGGAAUCGUGAUGAGUCUGUACGCUCUUCUACGCAAUAAUGACAGCGAGCCUUCUCCGCAUGAAGUUGAGGAAGCAUUCGAUGGAAAUCUCUGUCGUUGCACUGGCUACCGGCCCAUUCUAGACGUUGCUCACAGCUUCUCGAGUUCGACUGGCUGCAUGAAUGCCAAGGCGAAUGGGGGUACGGGAUGUUGCAUGGAGAAACAAGAUGGAGCUGGUGGCUGCUGCAAAUCGAAUGAAGCUUCUCAGGAGGCCGAUAUUAAAGCGCCCAUUUUCCCGCGACCAGACUUUAUUCCUUACAACCGUGAGACUGAGUUGAUUUUUCCACCAAGCCUCAGAAAACACGAAUUCAAGGCGCUUGCGAUAGGUAAUAAGAAGAGAUGGUAUCGACCGGUGACAGUGCAGCAGCUUUUGGAAAUCAAAGAUGCCUACCCAUCUGCGAAAAUCAUAGGUGGAAGCACAGAGACACAGAUUGAAGUCAAGUUUAAAGGAUUGUGUUACGACCCGUCUGUUUAUGUAGGCGAUAUUACCGAACUCAAGCAAUACUCUUUCAAGGAUGACCACCUCGACUUGGGAGCAAACGUAUCCUUGACAGACCUGGAACAUAUCUGCGACGAAGCUGUAGAGCGCUAUGGACCAGUUCGCGGACAACCAUUUACAAUUAUCAAAAAGCAGCUGCGCUACUUUGCUGGGAGACAGAUUCGAAACGUCGCAUCGCCUGCCGGUAAUUUAGCUACAGCCUCUCCGAUCUCAGAUUUGAACCCUGUCUUUGUGGCAUCCAACACAGUGUUGGUAGCUAAGUCAUUAACAAAAGAAACCGAAAUUCCGAUGCUGGAUUUCUUCAAGGGUUAUCGCACAACUGCUCUCCCUGCAGACGCAAUUAUUGCUAGCUUGCGCAUCCCAGUGGCCCAGGAGGGCGAGUUUUUCAGGGCAUACAAGCAAUCAAAGCGAAAGGAUGAUGAUAUCGCUAUUGUCAAUGCUGCUUUGAGGGUCUCAUUGUCAGAAACAAAUGAUGUCCUUAGUGCCAGUUUCGUGUACGGCGGAAUGGCCCCAAUGACCGUGUCGGCGAAGAAUGCUGAACUCUACAUUAUCGGCAAGAAAUUUACAAACCCCGAGACAUUGGAAGGUGUCAUGAACGGCCUGGAAAAGGACUUCGAUCUACGAUUCGGUGUCCCCGGAGGUAUGGCAACGUACAGGAAGACGCUAGCGUUGAGUUUCUUCUAUCGAUUCUAUCACGACGUCUUGUCCAACCUUGAAGUUAAGGAAAGCGAUAUUGAUCAAGAUAUAAUUGACGAGAUUGAAAGAAACAUCUCUUCUGGACACAAGGACCAUAGUGCUUCUGUUGCAUAUCAACAAGAAGUUGUUGGAAAAUCCGGGAACCAUCUCUCGGCUCUCAAGCAGUGUACCGGGGAGGCUCAAUACACGGAUGAUAUCCCUGUGCAAAAGAACGAACUCUAUGGCUGCUUGGUUUUAUCCACCAAAGCUAGGGCCAAGAUUCUAAGCGUGGAUGCUGAGGCCGCCCUUGAUAUACCCGGCGUUUAUGAUUACGUUGACCAUCGCGACUUACCCUCCCCUGCCGCGAACUGGUGGGGUGCUCCUAAAUCUGACGAACAGUUCUUUGCCGUUGAUGAGGUCUUUACAGCCGGGCAGCCCAUAGGAAUGAUCCUUGCCACUUCCGCCAAAAUUGCAGAGGAAGCUUCAAGGGCCGUGAAGGUUGAUUACGAGGAACUCCCGGCUAUUCUUUCGAUAGAAGAGGCGAUCGAAGCAAAGUCAUUUUUUGAACAUUUCCGACAUAUCAAAAAUGGGGACACUGAAGCAGCAUUCAAAGACGCAGAUCAUGUUUUCACCGGCGUGUCAAGAAUGGGUGGACAGGAGCAUUUCUAUUUGGAGACGCAGGCGUGCGUCGUUGUGCCGAAGCCAGAAGAUGGUGAAAUGGAGGUUUUCAGUUGCACACAAAAUCCUACAGAGACGCAAACAUAUGUCGCGCAAGUGACUGGCGUCUCGGCAAACAAAAUUGUCACACGGGUCAAAAGACUGGGAGGAGGUUUCGGUGGAAAGGAGACUCGCUCAAUCCAAUUAGCAGGAAUAUGCGCUGCUGCCGCUCACAAGACGAGGCGGCCGGUACGCUGCAUGCUUAACCGUGAUGAAGACAUUGUUACCUCCGGCCAGCGGCAUCCAUUCCUCUGCCGAUGGAAAGUCGGAGUUACAAAACAAGGCAAAAUUGUUGCUUUUGAUGCCGACGUGUUUGCCAACGCAGGACACACGCAAGAUUUGUCGGGUGCUGUAGUGGAGAGAUCUUUAUCUCACAUUGAUGGUGUUUACAAGAUCCCGAACAUGCAUGUGCGAGGAUGGCUAUGCAAGACCAACACGGUCUCAAAUACUGCCUUCCGAGGCUUCGGUGGUCCCCAGGGAAUGUUCAUGUGCGAGUCAAUGAUAGAAGAGGUUGCUGAUCACCUUGGCAUGUCAUCCGACGAACUACGCACUUUGAACAUGUACAAGCCCGGAGAUAAAACGCACUUCAAUCAAGAACUCAAAGACUUUUUCGUACCACUCAUGUACAAACAAGUCAAGGAAGAGAGCUCGUAUAUAGAGCGAAGGAAAGCCGUUAAUGAAUACAACAAGACACACAAGUGGUCGAAACGGGGGUUAUCCAUUAUCCCAACCAAAUUCGGUAUCUCGUUUACUGCUUUGUUUUUGAACCAGGCCGGUGCUUUGGUACAUAUUUACCACGAUGGCAGUGUCCUAGUUGCGCAUGGAGGCACAGAGAUGGGCCAAGGUCUACACACAAAAAUGUGCAUGAUUGCAGCCCAGGCAUUACAGGUGCCCCUGUCAGAUGUGCAUAUUUCGGAAACUGGCACAAAUACAGUGCCAAACACAUCCUCAACGGCAGCUUCUGCAAGCUCCGAUCUGAAUGGCUAUGCCAUCUACAACGCGUGCGAUCAAAUUAAUAAGCGCCUUCAACCAUAUCGCGAAAAGAUGCCGAAUGCAACAAUGAAAGAGCUCGCUCACGCAGCAUACUUUGAUCGCGUUAAUCUAUCAGCAAACGGUUACUACCGUACACCUGAUAUUGGCUACGUCUGGGGCGAGAACAAGGGUCAGCUUUUCUACUACUUCACGCAAGGCGUGACCGCUGCCGAAGUCCAAAUUGACACAUUGACCGGCGAUUGGACCCCUCUUCGGGCUGAUAUCAAGAUGGACGUUGGCCGCAGUAUCAACCCUGCCAUAGACUAUGGACAGAUCGAAGGCGCAUUCAUUCAGGGUCAGGGUCUUUUCACCACCGAAGAAAGUCUCUGGCACCGCGGCUCCGGUCAGAUCUUCACCAAGGGACCAGGUGCAUAUAAGAUUCCGGGAUUCAGGGAUAUCCCUCAGAUAUUGAACAUCUCGUUGCUCAAGGAUGUGCAAUGGGAAAAUCUACGGACUAUUCAGCGAUCGCGUGGUGUGGGUGAACCGCCAUUGUUUAUGGGCAGUGCAGUGUUUUUCGCUAUUCGUGAUGCACUCAAGGCUGCGAGGGCACAGUGGGGGGUUACUGAGGUUCUGCAACUGCAGAGUCCUGCGACUCCUGAGAGGAUCAGGGUUAGUUGCGCGGAUCCUAUUGUUGAGAGAGCGAGGGUUGUGCCCAAGGAAGGGGAGAAGAGCUUUUUCGUUGCUAUUUAG
Molecule: messenger RNA, 4077 nt
Organism: Talaromyces atroroseus
Lineage: Eukaryota; Fungi; Ascomycota; Eurotiomycetes; Eurotiales; Trichocomaceae
Product: Xanthine dehydrogenase
Exons: 4
Coding region: 1-4077 (1358 amino acids)
Molecular function (GO): FAD binding; 2 iron, 2 sulfur cluster binding; iron ion binding
Source: RefSeq, a predicted model, not a curated record